Protopterus annectens (West African lungfish) is the source of this 5541-nucleotide messenger RNA. RefSeq names its product armadillo repeat containing 6 (gene ARMC6). The record is from RefSeq and is a predicted model, not a curated record. Gene Ontology annotation, molecular function: protein binding. NCBI's taxonomy places the organism in Eukaryota, Metazoa, Chordata, Ceratodontiformes, Protopteridae. The transcript is spliced from 9 exons. The coding region runs from base 302 to 1705 and encodes 467 amino acids. Gene Ontology annotation, biological process: hematopoietic progenitor cell differentiation.
GAGGAAGUGCAGGUGAAUACGUUUCGUUUAGUCUGUGCGUUUCAAUGUUUUACUGUGUGACUGUCAUGAAGUGGAAUUACGUGUAGUUAAUAUUGUAAUAAUCGUAUGAAAUCAUGCGUAUAUGUUGAAAGAAGUGGUUGAGAGGGCAGAUUAGGGAAAUAUCGUCCCAUUACUUAAUUGCCGAAUGCCUAGUUGCAAUUUACGGGCAGUCUCCCUAAGAAGGACCAGCCUGGAACUCCUGGUUUCAUUGUUUCAUCAUAAAGAUUGCCUAAGAGACCUACUAUAAUAACAGAACACAAGUAUGGCAGCCAAGUGGAUAACACAGGAGACAUUUGAUGCUGUUGUACAGGAAAAUAUAACUGAAUUUGAAAUGGAACCAGAAGAGGCAUUGAUGGAAGCCAUAGAGCAGUUUAAAUCCCAAGAUGUUGAUCUGUCCAACAUUGUAAAGGCUGUACAAAAACCUGGUGCUGAUGCUGAGGAAGGCCCAAGGCAUGGAAUAUUACAGACUCUGGAUGCUGUUAAGAAAUCCAUUGAUUCAUUGUCCCAGACUGAAGUAAAACAACAUCUGGCAAUCUUCAGUGACCAGUGUAGGACUGAAUUUGCAUACCGUUAUCUUGCUGCACAGAAUUCUGCGUAUCCUGUGAUUCUUACUGCUUGGAAACUGUCAGUAGGAGACAAAAACACUUUAACAAAAGCUUUGUCAGCCAUGGCUGCUCUAACAGAUGGGCAGCCUGACUUGCUUGAUGCAGUUGGACAGCAAUUACUUAUAGAAACCAUGCAAGAAAAUGCAGAUAGUUCAGAAGUGACACAGUUAGCACUUCGAAUUGUGAGACAUGUCUGCCUAAAGCAUGAACAGAAUCGCCAAGAUCUUGUUAAAGCUGGGGUCCUACCUUUACUUGUAGGUGCCAUUACAAAACAUGCUUUUGAAGAGGAGAUUGUGAAAGAGGCCUGCUCUGCUGUUAGGGUCAUGACAUUAGAUGAUGACAUAAGGGUGCCUUUUGGCCAUGCCCAUGAUCAUGCUAAAAUGAUUGUUUUGGAAAAUAAUGGCUUAAAAGUCAUUAUAGAAGCUGCCAAAGCUUUUUCAGAGAAUGCCAGUGUACUCGGUGAGAUAUGUGCCACCCUCUCCCGUCUUGCUGUUAGAAAUGAAUUCUGUCAGGAUAUUGUAGACCUUGGAGGCUUAAAUUUCAUGGUGGCUCUGCUAGCAGAUUCAAUUGGUUGUCAGGAACUUGUAAAGCAGGUUCUAAGUGCAAUUCGAGCAGUUGCAGGCAAUGAUGAUGUAAAGGAUGCCAUUGUCAAUUCAGGUGGUGCUGAUCUAAUUGUACAAGCUGUGAAUAGACAUCAUGCCAGUCCACAGAUUUGUGACCAGGGUUGUGCUGCACUAAGUAUGCUUGCUCUGCGGAAACCAGAAAACUGCAAAGUUAUUAUGGAGGGUGGUGGAGCACUUACUGCCCUUCAGGCAAUGAAAGUUCAUCCUAAAGAUGUCAACGUUCAGAAACAAGCCUGUGUGCUGCUACGCAACCUUGUUUCUCGGAAUCCCGAUUAUUGCCAACCUAUUUUGGAGAUGGGAGCAGAAACAUUGAUUAUUCAAGCUCGAAAUGCCCAUAGAGACUGUGAUGAUGUUUCCAAAGCUGCUUUGAGAGAUCUUGGAUGCAAAGUAGAACUCCGUGAACUUUGGACUGGACAGAAAGGAAGCCUGGCUAACUGAACAAAUGAUAGGAUGUUCUCUUUAGGGCCUUUUAAAAAGGCAAACACAUGUCUAUACCCUAGAAAACCACUUAAGUGAGAAAAAAUGGUGAAAAGCUGCUUGUAUGGCAUUUCUGAGGGUGCACAAAUGACAGAAAAAAUCUGGUCAUUAAGUGUCAUUUUAUGGAUUAUAAUAUCAUUCUGAAAUGAUGCACUGUGUCUUAAAUGACUUUUCAUACUUGAAAUUGAUCUUGUCAGUGCAGUUUAAUGGUUUACAUUCUUAACUACUUUUAUUUAUUUCAUUAUGGAGCACCACUUAACAGUAGCCAGUUAUAUCUAAAACAUUUACAGUAAAGUGUGCAGGAAGAUGACAACUUUUUCAAAGUAUAAAAGGGUGUUUUUUUAUUAGCUUAGCUUUUUAAAUUCCUAACAGGCUGUAAUAGACUUUUUUUGUCAGCAUAUUGAGAAGAAUUUGUUAAGGCCUUCCAUAUUUUUUCUAAGAUGUGACUGGUUUCAAACUGGUCUACUCAGUCGUCCUUGCAGAGGGAAUCAGAUGUUUGCAAGGGGCACACUUACCCAUUUAAUUUUUGGAUGUCAGCAUGGUAUCUAGUGUUAAUGACGUUUGCGUUGUAGCCUACUUAUUAGGAAGUGAUCUUGGGCCCACUGCAUUUCUCUUUUGAAUUGUGUGGCUUUUCUGUGCUUGAUGUUUGCCAUGAUAGUGUGAUCCAUUUUAGAAUAGUCUUUGACACAAGUUGAAGAUUUACUGGUAAAUCUUUUUUUUUUUGUAAGGGAAGAUUGGGAAUAUUUUGACUUUUCUCUCCAGUGUAUACAGUCCUUUCCAUCAUGGACUAAGAUUUUCCCAUGUUAAGUAAGAAACGCUAGUUAGGGUACCAACAUUGUUCAAAAGUUGAAUGGUGCAGUUAUUUUCUUACCCUCGUUACUGUUUUUUCAGCAUUUGAUAUGGUGGCUCAUGAGCUGGUAGUUUACAUUAGUUCGUUAAUUGGCGCUCAUUAUAGUUUCUAUACCAGACACUUAGUUUAAAGACAAAAGCUUAGGUUUUUUUCCUGAUGUAUUUCAGGGUGAAAGAUCCAAAUUUAUUUAGGGUUCAAAGCACGAUGCUCAUUGCUUUAGUGUCAUCUGUAGGUGAAUGUUUGUCAUUCUUAUCUUAUCUAGGCAUUUAUUCAGCUAGAAGAGAGAUGAUCAGUGAUGUAUGUGACAUUGAUUUCACAAUGAUCACUAGAUGCAAAGCUCUGUGGUAGUAAUUCUAGCUGUCCCUGCAGUCCAUAGCAGUCAAGCAGAAUGUAACAGCCAGAUUACUGAUAGACCUUCCAAGUACAUGUCUCCAGCCCUGCAUGACCUGUGCUGGUAGAUGAGGAAAAUCUGCUUUGUGGUUCCAAGGACAUCACCUGAACAUCAGGUUUCUUUAUGAUGAGCUGGCUCACUUGAAAGUAGCCUUUCUGAUCCCUGAGAAUUGUUCCCUUGUCGGGGAUGGUUGAUGUUGCAAGAUUCACCAGUGUAUUAUUAUGUGUUUUAUAGCAUGUAGUUUAUAUGAAUUAUUUCUGAGUCCAUGUUCUAGAGUAAAUUGCUUUGAAUCCUCAAGUUUAUCUGAAUAUAUGUAUUGUUGAAAAUAAAAAGUUUGAAGUGUACUACUUGGGUACAGGAUCGGUUAUACUCCACUUAUACUUUUUCCUUUUCAUUAUUUAUUAGUAAAUAAUUUGUUCAUAAAUUUAUAAAUUAUGUUGUUGUUUGAUAUGUGUUUAAAUUAUGAUUAUAGGGGCUGUGAUGUUUCAUACAGUAUAUUGUGAUCUCUUUUGGGGAAAAAAGUGGGAGGAAGCUGAAUUGGAGAAAGUUUUCAGAUGAAAAAAUCCUGACUGUUUUCAUGCAUAUGGCUACAGAACUGUAUAACAGGAAUUAAAAAAUACAGCUCCAGUGGGGAUUGUAUUCUAUGAUGCAUUUAAAUUUUGUUAAACGUCCAGAAUUUUUAUCAGUUCUUAAUUUUUUCUUUGCAUUAUGUUGAUCAGUCGUUAAACCAAGCUUCAUAUCGGGUUUGCAUAGAAUUUGUUUAGCUUGCAGUACAGAUGUAGCUUUCAGCUGUAGAGUUAACGUUAGCAUGUUUUCACUGAAAGAGAAAAAAAUUAAUGUGGAAAGUUGUGUUGUGGUGGGAUAGUGUUUUGAAUAGGGAUUGUGGUGUGAUUGCCACUGCAGAACCUCACUGUAGCCUCAAACGGUACACAGUUAGUAAAAAAAAUUGUACACCUUCAUUGUGGAUUUGGUUAGAGUUGUGAGGAAGAAGUUCUGAAUUUCUAGUUUUCGUAGUGCCAGAUUGUUAUGUUACAGCUACCUCAUAUCAACUCAGAAUAACAUUUUUUUUGCCUACUGUAAUACACACUGAGUAGGCUAGUGAUAUUUCCUUGUCCACUAAAUUAUGUCUUUUCUUUUGUAUGCCUAUCUUUUAAAGUGUUUUUCAGACAUUUUCUGAAGUGACUUACUGUAGAAAACAUGCACUGUAUGUACACAUUUUAUGAACAUGUAACUUUUAGGGCCAUUAUGCUGAAUGUUAUACUUAACUUUAUUUCACGUUUAUGCUCACCAGUAUGUUAGUUUAAUUCUUUUCUAAAUAUUUCUAAAGUAUGUAAGCUUGGAAUGUUCACUGUAGGGCUCCUGAUUUAACAACCUUGUUAAAACUGUGCUUUAUUUAUUUUAUAACUCAAAUAUUGAAGUUCAUUGUUAGCUAGGCAUGUAGUUCAGGAGACUUUUUAGGAGUCCAGUUCAUUUUCUCAACUUUUCCAGAGCACUGUCUCAUUAAAUUACAUGCUCACAGUCUCACUGUAGGCAAGUAGAGGCUGAGGGAAUAAAACCAUGCACUGUUGGAAGCAACUCAUUAGUAGCAGCUCGUAGCUUUAAUCUUGUGUGUUAACUGCUAGAUUGUUUGUGUUUUUCCAUUGUUUUUUUAGUUUAGCAUUUCAAGCAUCCUUUCCGAAGUCUUACUUCAGUAACAGAUUUUAGGAUGAUUAGAUAUUAAUUCUGUUCAUUUUUUAUAGCUGUGUUAUAUUUUUGUUUUCCCUUUUUUAUCUCUCCAUUUUCAGUAUGUUGCUUUUUUAUAUGGUGCCCAAAUUGAUUGUACUGUUCUUUACCUGAUCAGUUAGUGAUGUAUUUUAUUUUUACCCUUGUUGGAGCUGUUCAGCAGCUAAAUUUUCAUGGAUUCAUGGAAUUCUUGAAGUAAUUUUAAUUAUUUAUUUAUUUAUUUUUUUGUUUUGUUUUGUUUUUUAUAGAUAUAUCUAUCCUGAGCUAAUAACAGACAGUAUUGUAUUGAACGAGCCCCAGGAAAUGCAGCUAGCCAUUUAAACAAUUUCAGCUUUCAUAGCCUGCUGUCUUACUUCAAGUCUCAUAUCAUCUAAGGAUAUUUAACGGAAACAGUUUUUCCAGUUGAAUGUUACUUUCACUUAUGGUAAAAAUGCUGAUUUCCUUUUUACACACAAUAGAAAACUGAAUUCCACAUCCCAUUUCCAGGUUAGAUUAUAUCCAACACCUGUGGCAUAAUGCAACAGUAAGCACAAUGGGAGCAGCCUGAGUUCCGAUAAUGGCCUGAGUUCCAAAGGCAGGCUAGGGACAAGGAAAACUGCUCUUCUGAGUUUAUGUCUGCUCAGUUGCCUUCUGUCAGAGACUGGGGUCACUGUAGAAGGCAGACAUCUGCAGCGGGCUUUGAAUGUUGAAGCAAGACUGCGGGUCCUUAGUAAUGCUAUGAGUCUGUACAUGUGAGAUAGCUGGUAACAUAAAAAGCAUUGCCGAAAAGUGGUGCUCAAAAAUGUUGUCUAGUACUAUCCAUCUACUGACUGAAUAAAUUAAUGAAUAAAUUAA